This is a messenger RNA of Belonocnema kinseyi, 932 nucleotides long. RefSeq lists its product as uncharacterized. The transcript has 2 exons. The record is from RefSeq and is a predicted model, not a curated record. Bases 1 to 849 code for a protein of 282 amino acids. Lineage: Eukaryota; Metazoa; Arthropoda; Insecta; Hymenoptera; Cynipidae.
AUGUCGAAAAGCUAUCAAAUCAUCAUUAUCGUGAUCAUAUAUUUGUCUCAAGUGAAUAGUACCCCAAUUUCUAAACAUAGCCGGAUUGAUGAAGCUUCUGAUGAGCUAGUAUCUUUGGAUGACUACUCAGAAGAAGAAGUACUAAAUAAAGGGAGAGAUGAAAAUAAGAAUGGUGGAACACUCAUCAUUGAUGGAGUCAACAGCUUCAUCUUUCUUCCGAAUGAUGAAAGCAUUUCUGAUAAUGUCCAACCUUGUCAUCCAGGACAUCCAGGAUGUGCACAACAACUAAUAAGGACAAUGAUUAGAUCCACAAUUUUGAUACGUAGAACAACACCUAGACCACGUCGACCAAUAAAUUCAGUACGUCCAACAAAACCAUUUUUAACAAAACCUCGUCCAACCAUAACGGCCAAACCAGCUUCAUCAGAAAAGUUAGGAGCAUCAAAUUGUGGUACAAAUGGCUUCUUGGGAUUUUUGGGGAUAAUGCCUGCCGGUUGUCAGCCCUUAUCUGGUGACAGUUUUUCACAAUUGGCUGGUUUCAGUGAUUUGCUUGGAACAUGUUCAGAUCCAAAAAAGAACCAAUCAAGAAAAGCGUCUGCUAGGGAAUCAAUUUCAUCAAAGUCAUCAAAGUCGUUAAGGCCAACAGAGCUGCCAGUUUAUCCAGAACGAAAAAAUAAUUUAUGGAAUGAUUAUGAUGGAUUGGAAGCGAAGGGUAAGGCUGGUCGGGAAACUACGUGGAAUAUGGAAAAUUUUUUGUCCCCUAGAAUCAAUCAUGAAGUUGAUGUAAAUUUACUGCGCAAAAUGUAUAAUGAACAUUUGAAUGACAAAAAUACAGCUAAAUAUCGGUAAUGGAAAAGAAAUGCUGAGGAUUUUGGAUCCCGUUAAUGGAUGAAGUAUGAAGAUUCUUCAAAAUGACAACAAAUGGAAUAAAU